Molecule: messenger RNA, 606 nt
Organism: Ramularia collo-cygni
Lineage: Eukaryota; Fungi; Ascomycota; Dothideomycetes; Mycosphaerellales; Mycosphaerellaceae
Exons: 1
Coding region: 1-606 (201 amino acids)
Source: RefSeq, a predicted model, not a curated record
AUGGACCAACUUCCUGUGGCCUUGAAAGCUCCUGCUGCCACCAAGACUCAACUGGAGCCGAACGGAGAACAAGAUAUACAAGACAUUGCGGUAUAUCCUAGCUUGAUCCUCCCCAUUCAAACCAGCGCUGCAGUCGAUGCAUCUUUGAUUUUGCUUGCUGCAGAUCUCGCAUGUAACCCUGAGGCCUACACGAGCUCUACUAUGGCAUACGUCAUGCCUUUUGUUGGUUUUGCUUCGUACCUCUUUGCUCGAUUAGGAGACUUCCGCUUAGCUCAGGGACUCGGACGAUGGGGAAUCCUCAAGCCACUCGCAUUCACGGCGAAUGAACUGCCUUUGACUGUGUCYUGCCUGGCGUGUCUGUUCGCCGUCAGAGCAGGGCUUGCCUGGAUAGUGGAGAAUCUUACCGAAUAUCCCAUUCUGUGCCUUGUACUGCUUCAACCAACUACAGCCACCGUGAUCCUUGAUAACAGUCGACUGGAAACCUUCGAUCGAUACUCUCAGAAAUACACUGGUAGUCUGGUCCCCACACUCGCCAAAGCUCAGGGUCUAAUGUACAUUCUUGGGUACUUCUACCUACGACGUGUAGAGCGCAACACAGUCAGAUGA